AUGACUCACCAAGUGAACAGAGGCCAAAGUGAAACGAAAGAAAAGUCAGCUGACAAAACCAUAUUGUCGGAACAAGAACGCCUUAUUGAACGUGGGCGCGCUCGAAUUGCAUAUCUUGAUCGGAUUUUGCGAGCCAAACAAGCGGAAGAGAAAAAGGUGAAACGUGAAGGUCGGGAGCUUCGCCGUUAUUUACAGAUGCAAUUGAUGGAACUCAUUGAAGCACCUACCCAAGGAGAAUGUACUAAGUUAAAUGGGGCUUUCUCCAGUACGGAAAUUGUGCCUAAACCUAAUGCGACCAGUGAGCUCACAUUCUGUCGACCGCGGCAGGAGGUCCUAGACAACUUUGAACGCUUUCUUGCGUUGGAUACUGUGCCUUCAAUUGCGUCUAAUGGAACAGGUAAGUUCUCCAAAUUCUUCACUGUCUCACGGCCACCGUGCUCAAGUUUAUAUGUCAUAACUGGGUGCUCACCUCAGUGGUUUAGCCUUAAGGGCCCAAACCCCUGGAGUCGAAAGGUUAUGUUGAAGCCCGGGAAGGCGCGCUGCUGA
Messenger RNA from Dicrocoelium dendriticum, 546 nucleotides. The record is from the annotation of a GenBank genome assembly. NCBI's taxonomy places the organism in Eukaryota, Metazoa, Platyhelminthes, Trematoda, Plagiorchiida, Dicrocoeliidae.